Molecule: messenger RNA, 1617 nt
Organism: Hevea brasiliensis (rubber tree)
Lineage: Eukaryota; Viridiplantae; Streptophyta; Magnoliopsida; Malpighiales; Euphorbiaceae
Product: UDP-glycosyltransferase 86A2
Exons: 2
Coding region: 153-1610 (485 amino acids)
Molecular function (GO): UDP-glycosyltransferase activity
Source: RefSeq, a predicted model, not a curated record
GUCGUUCUAAUCUAGAAUAUAUGUGGGCCUAUAGAGCUUCUCAUGAAAUGAUAAAGCCUCAUCUAUUCUCUGGAGAUACGUCUCCCCCCCUCUCUCUAUUUAUAGAACAAAACCCAAUCUCUCUUCCUGCAAAAGAACCCUCGUAACAACAAAUGGCAGAAAAACACAAGAAGCCUCAUGCAAUCGUCUUCGCUUACCCUCUCCAAGGUCAUAUAGUCCCAGUUGUCCACCUUGCUCUGAAGUUGGCCUCCCAUGGUUUCACCAUCACCUUCAUCAACACCCACUCCAUCCACAAUCACACCUCCAAGGCCCAUCCCAAAACUGGUGCAGAGUUGUUUGCCAAGGCCCGCGAAUCAGGUCUGGACAUCCGCUACACCACCAUCUCUGAUGGGCUUCCUGUUGAGUUCGACCGAUCAUUGAACCAUGACCAGUUCUUGGCAGCUCUAUUGCAUGUGUUCUCAGCUCAUGCAGAGGAGGUGGUGGCUAAGAUUGUUGCUUCUGGAGAGGAUGUUCAUUGUUUGAUUGCUGAUACCUUUUUUGUAUGGCCUUCAAAGAUUGCCAAGAAAUUUGAUUUGGUUCAUGUUUCUUUCUGGACAGAACCUGCUUUGGUAUUUACUUUGUAUUAUCACUGGGAUCUUCUAAGGUUAAAUGGUCAUUUUGAUUGCCAAGAUUGCCGCGAGGAUGCCAUAGAUUACAUACCAGGAGUGAAGGCAAUCGAACCAAAGGAUACGACGUCGUAUCUUCAAGAAACAGAUACGACAUCUAUUUGCCACCAAAUUAUUUAUAGCUGUUUCAUUGACACUAAAAAUGCAGAUUUUGUUUUAUGCAAUACAGUGCAAGAACUUGAACAUGACACCAUAUCAGCUCUGCAAGCCAAAAUUCCAUACUAUGCAAUUGGACCCAUUUUCCCUAAUGACUUUUCCAAGACCAUUGUAGCCACCAGCCUGUGGUCCGAGUCACAAUGCACCAAGUGGCUAGACAAAAGGCCACAUGCCUCAGUGUUGUACGUAUCAUUUGGCAGCUAUGCCCAUGUUACAAAAAAUGACCUUGUAGAGAUAGCAAGUGGGCUUUCCCUAAGCAAAGUGAGUUUUGUUUUGGUGCUUCGACCUGAUGUUGUGAGCUCAGAUGAUGCUGAUCCAUUGCCCGUCGGAUUCAAAGAAGAGGUUGCUGACCGUGCGAUUGUUAUACCUUGGUGCACUCAGAGAGAAGUCUUGGCCCACCCAGCAAUCGGAGGGUUCCUAACCCAUUGUGGGUGGAAUUCCAUAUUAGAAAGCAUAUGGUGUGAAGUACCAUUAUUGUGUUUCCCUCUGUAUACUGAUCAAUUCACAAAUAGGAAAUUAGUGGUUGAUGAUUGGAAGAUUGGGAUUAAUUUGAGUAAUAAGAAGGUGAUCAGCAAAGAGGAAGUUUCAGAUAAUAUUAACCGUCUGAUGUGUGGAGAAUCAAAGGAUGAAUUCAAGAACAGGAUCAAGGAGAUCAAGAAGACACUGGAAAGUGCAGUGUCACCUAGUGGAUCAUCAGAGAAAAAUAUGUUACAAUUCAUCAAGGACUUGGAGGCUAAGAUCGAAAAGAUAGCCCAUGCCAAGAACUCCAACUGCAAUGGCCAUGUGUAAUAUAACU